Molecule: messenger RNA, 1388 nt
Organism: Medioppia subpectinata
Lineage: Eukaryota; Metazoa; Arthropoda; Arachnida; Sarcoptiformes; Oppiidae
Source: the annotation of a GenBank genome assembly
UUAGAGUUUUAUGAAUACAUUAGGAGACGACUGAACCCACGCUUCGGGACAUUAGUCUGAGUGUAAAACCCGGACAACUGUUGGCUGUCGUCGGGUCUGUUGGCAGUGGAAAGAGCUCUUUAUUGAUGGCAAUACUAAAUGAAAUAUCUGUAGUGUCGGGUCGAGUGGUAGUGAGGGGUCGGGUGUCGUACGCGCCGCAGGAGUCGUGGGCUUUCAUAGCGAGUGUUCGACAGAAUAUUCUGUUUGGCUCUCAAUAUAAUGAAGAGAAAUACAAUCGAGUGGUGAAGGCGUGCGCUUUGGACACAGAUUUCCAACUCUUGCCGUUUGGGGACAAAACACUUGUGGGGGAGAGAGGGCUGGCAUUGAGUGGCGGACAGAAGGCCCGCAUAAGUCUGGCCCGGGCUCUGUACCACUCGGCAGACAUCUACCUCUUGGACGACCCUUUGAGUGCUGUCGACACACAUGUGGCCAAACAUCUCUUCCAGAAAUGUUGUAUUGAAUACCUGAAAGACAAAACCAGGAUUAUAGUGACCCAUAGCAUCCAGUUUCUCAAAGACGCGCAUCAAAUACUUGUGCUCAACGACGGCGAGUGUGUGGCCAUCGGGUCCUACACUCAGCUCAAAGAGCGCGGCAUUGAUCUCAUGGCAUAUCAAAGACAAACCGAUGCACCAAAUGAUAGCAGAGAUGUGAAAAGGAGGACAUCUUUCACACCAUCGAUGGUCUCAUCCCUUAGUGAGGAAUCGGAAGUGACGGACGUUAGGGAACCGAUAGAAGUGGACGAACAAGAAGUGAAGGCCGAACUCAAAAUGAUUGGAUCCGUUGAGUCGAGUGUAUAUUUGGCGUACAUUAAGGCCGGCGCCGGACCUCUGCUCGUUAUUCUUACUUUUUUGUUUUUAAUCGCUUUUCAAGUCCACCAACAGGGAAGUGAUUAUUGGCUAAGCGUAUGGUCUAAUCAAUUGAGCAAAAACCCCGAAGAGUUGGAUCAAACAUUUAACAUAAUAGUGUACACGAGUCUAAUCAUUGGUCUGUUUGUGUCGGCCCUGUUGUCCACCAUUUGUUUCUACAUAAUGUGUAUGAGAUCUUCGGUUAAUCUCUAUAACCAAAUAUUCUUAGCGUUAUUGCGAUCACCGAUACAUCUGUUCGAGAGUUCGCCCAUCGCCCGGAGUCCGGUGUACUCUCACGUGAACACAACGCUGUGUGGGCUGACAUCGAUCCGUGCGUUCGGCGCACAGCAUAUGUUUGAGCGUCAGUUUGAAGUCCACCAAAACGACAACACCUCUACUUUUUUCCUAUACAUUUGCACUUCACGAGCACUCGGAGUCCUAACCGAUACUAUUUGUAUCGUAUAUCUGAGUGCUGUUAUCACAUAUAUUAUAACCAGUAGUGAC